CGUUGACAAAAGCUAGCUUCACUGUGAGCAGGUAACAGGUUGUGAGCUGCACCUCAGGAGGAUCAAACAUUAGCUGACAGUGAGCCGGGGCGACAGUCCGCAGCUGUUUGUGCCACAUCUCUGCAAAUAUGACGAAGCACGAGUUUGAGGUGGAGAUGACGUGCGAGGGAUGUUCAGGAGCCGUCACCAAAAUCCUCAACAAGUUGGGAGUGGAGACGUUUGAGAUUGACCUGCCGAAGAAGCUGGUUUGGAUCGAGUCUGACAAAGACGUGAAAGUUCUCGAGGAGGCGCUGAAGAAAUCUGGGAAGGAGGUCAAGUACGUCGGCCCCAAAUGAAGGAACCUGCUCCGCACAGAACAGGAAGUCACUGCUGCUGAUGCAACGUGAAGAUUUAAGCUGGAAUUCAAGUCCGAUGGAUCCUGAGAGACCUCCCCCACCCCUCACCUUCCUUCCUUAGAUGCCAAACCUCCAUCCUUAAGCUCACACGCACAAAAACCCCUCUUGGAUGCAGAUCUUCUGUCAGUGUUGUUUGUGAUGUCAUCAUGAUGUCAUGAUGACGUCAUGAUGCCAUCCAUCUGAAAAGAGAAAAAACCAUCUCCUUUAUGUACAGCAUCAUUCUCUCCAUCCUCUGAUUUAGUUUGUCUUCCAUGUGAUGGAGGAUGAAGUGAUGAGGUCAUGAUGUAGUGAUGUCACCACUCUGGAAUUUCUAACAUUGAUGCCACAUGUCAGUCUGUGUGUUGUUUCUGUUAUUCUUUAGUUUACUGCACCAUCUGUGUCCAGCCGCUGCUCGUUCUAUGAUCACAGCUGGUAACGCCGUCCCAAGUCAACAACGUUGCUGUGGAGACAUUGUGCCCGCCCAGACUGGAGGGUGUAGCCAUGUUUCCACAGUUGGGAUGGCCUUACCAGCUGCAGUCACAGAAAGAGUGGCGCUGCCAGCACCUCCCAGCACCUCCCAGCACCUCUGACAGGAGGGAGCUCUGAAAUGAGGAGCUACAGACUCACAGGGUCAGUGGAGGACUAAAAGGAAAUGACUCAUUAAAUUUCACCUCAUUUAUGUUUACUUCUUAAAUAUUAACCAGUUAAUGGACGUCAGGCUACUGGAACUAAAACUGAAAUCCCUAUUUGAUGUUAUUUUUGAUACCACAGGGCAAAUUGACAGUGUGGACAUGAAAUAAAUACAACAAGACUGUAACCUGUCUUUACUGAGUGUCAGAGGACAGAAACAUUCACAGUCAGGUCCCUCUGUGUCCAAACUGCAGUGAAGAUGAAACCGUUCAAAUAAUCUGAAUCAUUAUUGAUAAAUUAGUAUUUGUGAUGUCACUGUUACAGUGACGUUGUUCCUCCUCCAACACGGUGGCCUCAGUCACUCACUCUCCUAUAUCCAGAUUUACUUACAGAUAUUUAGAGAACAAAGUCAGUUUUUAUUAAUCCGAUCCUUCCCACCGUGUCACUUCUGUCACAUGAUGUGUCACAUGUGUUAGCGUGAUGACUGACAGAGGCAGGGAAUGAUCUUUAAUGUGACGCCCAGCUGUAGGAUCAAACAUCAGGACGUUCACACUCCGAUCUGAAACACGGCUGCAGAUUUCCUGGGCUGUAAAACACACUGAACGAUCAGCUGUGACCUUCACUCACUAUUGUUUCACAUGUUGGAUCUGACAUGAGUAAAGACGAUGUGUAGAUCUGCACCGAGGGGGACACUCAGUCCAUCUGCUGGACAUGAAUUUAUCUAACUGCCUCCUUUACACUACGAUGACUCAUUAAUACUACAGCUCAUAUAAUCAUGUUCAUGUCUCUGUUUCUGUUCAGGACCUGAAGUGUUUGUUGAUUUAGUUAUUUUGGGGCGAAGACAGGUCCCACCCUCUGCUGAGCGUUUGUAAUUGUCUGAAUAAACAGUGUGAACGCACACAGGGGAAAUAAAACCUCUUCUGCCUCACCACA
Molecule: messenger RNA, 1937 nt
Organism: Epinephelus fuscoguttatus (brown-marbled grouper)
Lineage: Eukaryota; Metazoa; Chordata; Actinopteri; Perciformes; Serranidae
Gene: atox1
Product: antioxidant 1 copper chaperone
Exons: 4
Coding region: 129-335 (68 amino acids)
Biological process (GO): copper ion transport
Cellular component (GO): cytosol
Molecular function (GO): copper chaperone activity; metal ion binding
Source: RefSeq, a predicted model, not a curated record